UCUACCAUCUAUGAAGUAACGAAAGUUUAUUAUGUUCAUGUCGAUAAAUUCAGAACUUACCAUUUUACGAGGUUUUAUAUAUAGGAAUCUACAUUAUCGAUAGUAGGUGAAUGAAAUGGAUAAAUCACAGAGAGCUCGAACGUAUGAUAAUUAAUGAGAGUAAAUAAUAGUUUUUGUUGUUAGAUAUCGUGAAAUUAUGUACGCGAAAGCAUUAUAAUAUGAAUUUGAAAGUUUGUUUCUUAUUACUUUUGUUUUCAUUCCCCUCUAUUUUGAUUCUUCUUUAAGCUCCUCUCUAUGUGAAUAUAAACAAACGAUCGAAUCUCUACCUUACUUCGACUUACAUAACCAGUUUGUUGUGAUCCUUUGGAGUGUGAACGUCGUAGCUGCUUCGAGGACCGUCUAAACUUUAUUUUACAGGUAACAAUGGCAGAAAAAUCUCCGAAGAAAAAAUUCGCUAUUCUCGAUUUAUUAAACAAAAUAGAAAAUGAUAGAAAAAAUGUUGCAAAAUCUGUUAUAACCUUUCGAUUUAAUAACAAAAGAGUUAAACAAUUAACAAAUUUAAAUGAUAUAAAGAAGGAUUGCAAGGGUAUUUUGUAUUGGAUGUUUCGUGAUGCUAGAGUUCAGGAUAAUUGGGCUUUUCUAUUCGCACAAAAAAUGGCUAUUAAGAACAAAGUACCGCUUCAUGUUUGUUUCUGCAUAUUACCAAAAUUUCUUAAUACGACAAUGCGACAUUAUAAAUUUCUUUUAACCGGUUUAAUGGAAAUAGAGAAAGAAUGUACAGAUUUGAAUAUAAAUUUUCAUCUAUUAGACGGCGAACCAAAUUUGGUAAUACCAAAUUUCGUCAAAAAUUAUAAAAUGGGUGCAGUAAUCACUGAUUUUUUUCCUUUAAGGAUACCCAUGUUUUGGGUAGAUGAAGUAAAGAAAAAAUUACCUAACGAAGUUUCUAUAUAUCAAGUAGAUGCGCAUAAUAUUGUGCCAUGUUGGGUUGCAUCGGAUAAAUUAGAAUAUGCUGCAAGAACAAUCCGUCCUAAAAUACAUUCUCAGUUAGAAGAAUUUUUAACAGGUUUUCCACCUGUCAUAAAACAUGAAUAUUCUUCUACAGAAUCAUUUGCAAAAAAUAAAUGGAAUAAUGCAUUAAAAAAUGUUGAAGCAGAUUCGUCGGUAGAAGAAAUUACAUGGGUACAGCCAGGAUAUUUGGGUGGCAUUUUAGAAUUGGAGAAUUUUUUAAAAAAUCGUUUGAAAGCGUAUCAUUCCAAACGUAAUGAUCCAAUGUCUAAUGCUAUUAGUAAUUUAUCUCCAUGGUUUCAUUUUGGUAUGAUAUCGGUACAGCGUUGUAUCUUAGAAGUAAUGGAAUAUAAAAGAACUAUGGAAAAAUCUAUGGAAUCUUUUAUGGAAGAAGCUAUUAUACGUCGUGAAUUAAGCGAUAAUUUUUGUUAUUAUAAUGAAAAUUAUGAUAGCAUAAAAGGUGCCAAUACUUGGGCAGUAGAAACUUUGAAUAAACAUAGACACGACAAACGUUUGUAUAUAUAUAAUUUGAAUGAAUUGGAAAAUUCGCUAACACACGAUGAUUUAUGGAAUGCAUGCCAAAAUCAAUUAAUCCAGAGAGGUAAAAUGCAUGGAUUUUUGAGAAUGUAUUGGGCUAAAAAAAUAUUAGAAUGGAGUCCAACGCCAGAAAAUGCUCUGGAAUGGUCACUUUAUCUAAAUGAUAAAUAUAGUUUAGAUGGAAAUGAUCCGAAUGGUUAUGUUGGUUGCAUGUGGUCGAUCUGUGGUAUUCAUGAUCAGGGUUUUAAAGAACGUGACAUAUUUGGAAAAAUAAGAUAUAUGAGUUAUAAAGCAUGUCGUAGAAAAUUUGAUGUGGAUGCGUUUGUUUCAAAAUGGUCUAAACAAAAUCCGAACAAAAAGCAAAAAUUAACCAAAUAAAUCAACUUACAACCAUAAA
Molecule: messenger RNA, 1939 nt
Organism: Vespula vulgaris
Lineage: Eukaryota; Metazoa; Arthropoda; Insecta; Hymenoptera; Vespidae
Product: deoxyribodipyrimidine photo-lyase
Exons: 7
Coding region: 424-1920 (498 amino acids)
Biological process (GO): photoreactive repair
Molecular function (GO): deoxyribodipyrimidine photo-lyase activity
Source: RefSeq, a predicted model, not a curated record